Amphibalanus amphitrite is the source of this 3535-nucleotide messenger RNA. It is a transcript of the gene KLHL18, whose product is annotated as kelch-like protein 18. The coding region runs from base 460 to 2196 and encodes 578 amino acids. Gene Ontology annotation, molecular function: protein binding. Lineage: Eukaryota; Metazoa; Arthropoda; Thecostraca; Balanomorpha; Balanidae. The record is from RefSeq and is a predicted model, not a curated record. The transcript is spliced from 10 exons.
UUCGGGACCCAUGCUCUUUUCAUACUGGAUCGCGUGUGCCUUACAGAAACUGAAAAGUUCUUCCUAUAUCAAAAAUAUAGAAAAUAAUCUUUUGUUAUAAAAAGGUUUUAUUUUCUUUGCUGAUCAUUUUGAACAUAAAAAAUCAUAAAUCCAUUGCAAAAAAAAAAAAAAUUUCGUGAAAGUGAACUAUUUCCUUUAAAGAAAAACGCUGGCUGCUUAGACGAAAAUGACGCAGAUAGGGCAUUUGAAGAUAACUCGAAAACACUGACUCUAUAAUGCUCGAAAAACAAAUACUUUGCGUACCUUGGAUACCUUGUGCGAGAUCACUAGGCAGGCGCCAGGCAGGGCUUCGUUCUAUGAAUUGGCAAAGUUUCAACGGUUUCAACUAGCUAGGCAUCGUUUUCAUUUCUAUAAACAUUGUCAAACACUAUCGCCCUGGUAUUAUUUGCUUGACAAGUAAUGGCGGGAUGCAGGGACCAUACGAUAUUCACUCAGGAAGAUCUUUUUGAAAAAGGCUUUCCUGUCAUGCAAGAGAUACGACGGGAAGGAAAACUCUGUGAUGUUACUCUCAAGGUGGAUGGCCAGUCUUUCACUGCUCACAAGCUUGUUCUUGCUGCCAACAUUCCAUACUUCAAUGCCAUGUUCCUUCAUGAUAUGGUUGAAAGCAGGUUAUCAGAGAUUGAAAUGAGGGAGAUUGAUCCAAGUGCUUUGGAGGCUCUCAUCAACUUCGCAUACAGCGGUCGUAUCCUGAUCAACAACAGCAAUGUGCAGAAUCUGAUGCUGGGUGCUGCAUUCCUUCAGCUGACUACUGUACGGGAGGCCUGUGCUAAACAUCUAAUCAAAGAGCUGACGCCGUCGAACGCGCUCGGCAUCCGCAAGUUCGGCUCGGAGUUGCACUGCACGGCGCUGGCAGGCGCCGCCGACACCUACAUCCAGAAGUGGUUCGCGUCCGUCACAGAGAGCGAGGAGUUCCUGCAGCUGGGCGAGCGCGAGCUGCGUGACAUCCUGGCCAGGGACGAGCUGCACGUGGACACGGAGGAGCUGGUGUUUGAGGCAGCACUGCGCUGGGUGAAGCACGACACUGAGCUGCGGACUGAGUGUCUGCCGGGUCUUCUGAGUCUGGUUAGGAUGCCGCUUCUGACACCGCAGUAUCUCACCGACCACGUGGCCACGGAGCCCCUCAUCCGCAGCUCUCACCUCUGCAGGGACCUGCUAGACGAGGCGCGCGACUACAUGCUGAUGCCCGAGCGCCGGCCGGCCAUGCGCAGUUUCGUCGCCCGGCCGCGCUGCUGCAGCGAUAUUGUCGGUCUCAUCUACGCCGUCGGCGGACUGGCCAAAUGCGGCGGCUCGCUGAGCACCGUGGAGGUGUUCCACCCAGUGACCGGCCUGUGGACCAUGGCCGAGAGGAUGUCGGGCACCCGGUCCCGGGUGGGUGUGGCCACCCUGGACGGCCGGCUGUACGCCAUCGGCGGCUUCAACGGCCGCGACCGGCUGGCCACCGUAGAGGUAUUCGACCCGCGCGCCGGCACCUGGGAGCAGGCCACGCCCAUGAACUACCGGCGCAGCGCGCUGGGCGCCGUGGCGCUCAACAAGGACAUCUACGUGUGCGGCGGCUACGACGGCAGCACGUCGCUCAGCUCCGUGGAGCGCUACGACGUGCAGCUCAACCGCUGGACGCCCGUGGCGUCCAUGAUCCGGCAGCGCUCGGCCGCCGGCGUGGUCGCCUUCGAGGGAAAGAUCUUCGUACUGGGCGGCCACGACGGCCUGUCCAUCUUCGAGACGGUGGAGUGCUACGACCCGCAGAAGGGCCUGUGGAGCAGCGGGCCCUCGAUGCUGACCAAACGCUGCCGGCUCGGCGCCGCCGCGCUCAACGGCAAGCUGUACGUCUGCGGCGGCUACGAUGGCUCGGUGUUCCUGAAAACGGUCGAGGCGUAUGACCCGGUCACUAACAGCUGGAGUUACGUGGCGCCGAUGAACGUCACCCGGUCCCGCGUCAGUCUGGUGGCCGUCAUGGGCCGCCUGUACGGCAUCGGCGGCUACGACGGCUUCGCCAACCUCAACACGGUCGAGGUAUACGACCCGCAGCGCGACUGCUGGGAGCUCGUCUCGUCGAUGCGCGCGCACGAGGGCGGUGUCGGGGUGGGCGUCAUUCCCGUGCUGACGGACGACUCGCAGGAGGAGCCGGAGGAGCGCUGAAGGCCGGCCGGCGGCAGUAGCGGCGAGGGGUCUGAGGAAGAAUGAUGUGUCCCCGGCUGGCGGGAGCUCCCGCGGCCGUGGGAAGUGAUAUAUGAUCUGGAAUGAUACUGUAAACCGAGGAGAGUCCGAGGGACGGUGGAUCCUUCACUUAGAGGCGUCAUUGGCCUCGCUAGCCGGAUCUGAGCACCACACCGAUGGCGGACGUCGGGCUCGGCGUGGUCACCGCCUACCCAACUGAUUGGUGGCUGCAAAUGUGCACCCUGUGUUGUCGACCUUACUCGAUAUGUGUCAGCUUGACGGAGAUGGAAGCCGCUCUGUGAUCGUAUACCCGCCCAUGGGACUUCAGAGCUUGUGAUGGUCUUGGUUCGUUUCACGUCCCUUGCAUUAUUGUCUUACAACUCUUAGGCGAUACCUAGACUAUUCUUUUGUAGUAUUAUUUUGUGGGAGAUCAGAAACUCGAAGGGUUGUUUACGGAGCAUAUUAGAGCGUACUGGUGAUAUUUCCGUGAUUUGAUUUACGAACUUACUUGCAUUUGUCUCGAGCUAUGCUAGUUUAGAUAUUAUUGUCGUCAACUCGCCAUUGCUCGGAGGGUUAGCGUUGAUAUUUUGUUUUAUUGCCGUACUGCCCUCAAUUGGUCACCGUAUGGGUGUCGAUUUUUAGUAUGUCCAUCUCAGUUUUCAAUCUCUGCACAGUAUCACUUGUCGGAGCCAGGUGGUUCAUCACAUGUAGGCGGUAGGAGCACAUUGUAUGAGAUAGCCAGUAUGAAUACGUUUGUCUCCGUGAGAGAGAUAGCCGGGAGUCUGUCAUUGUCUAAAGAAGCAACUAACCGUGUCUGCUAUUGUAUGUCUGUGCACCUGCCAUACUCCCCUCGAGUUUUCAGGUAUAACUUCUGCCAUGGAACUUAACCGCUGCGUCUGCCAUUACCGGAUUUAGCCAGUGCAUCUGCCAUGUUUGGAGGAAGCCGGUGCGUCUGCCAUGCUCUGAGGUAGCCAUCCGUCUGCCGUUAUGCGAGGUAACCGGUGCCCGGGACCGCCUCUCUCCUACAUGUUCAAAUGUAUUUCAUCAUCGGUAGCGCUAGUACUCCAUGAACUCGACCAAAAGCAGCUGUUCGUAUCGACUUCCUCCCAGUGUAAUACGGCUAUUGGCUGACGGAUGCGGCACAUUCAGUGGACGAUAUUAUCGCGACUGCCCACAGAAAAUAUGUGCUGUUUGUCCUGUGGUGUCUGAUGACUGUUUUAAAAGUGGCUGCGGAUGAAAUGACCGUCUAUAUUCAAAUAUGUAUCUGACGGCCGAAUCGCAUGCAUAUUCACAUGCUCGAUAAAUACAGGAUGUCGUGUUA